This is a messenger RNA of Paramuricea clavata, 16682 nucleotides long. The record is from the annotation of a GenBank genome assembly. Lineage: Eukaryota; Metazoa; Cnidaria; Anthozoa; Malacalcyonacea; Plexauridae.
GAGAAACCGAGCCAUUGCUCUUGGCCAAAGCCCAUAUUCAGUUGUUCCUGGUUCAAUAAAAUUCUCAGAUUCUGCAAUAGAUGUACAAAUAUUAAAUAACAAAACAAAUGUAGUUCUUAGUCUUCAAGUAAUAAUAUUGAAACAUAAUACAGUUAGAUUUAAAAUUAACGAGAUCAAUCCAAUCCACCCUCGUUAUGAAGUGCAAGAUGUUUUAGUAAGCGAACCUACUCAUUCAAGGUAAGUUUUAAUGAAGAGUAUAUUCUUGGUAAUUGACAUAAUGAUAAUCCAACAAUUAUAAUUUUCUUUUGAUUUGAUUUGAAUGAUUUUCAUUGGGAUAUACUGUAUAGAGUGUGCACCCUAGAAAUACUCCCCCCUCCCCCCUGAAAAACAUAGCUGUUUAUAAUGAUCUAAUACUAUGUCUCAUGAUAGAUACAGGUAGUAUUUUGAUAAUUUGCAGACAAGGGUACCUGCCACCCUUGACCCUUCCCCUAAAAAACAUUUCAUACUAGAUCUAUCCCUUUCAUAUUUUGGACAUAGUUGGUGAAAGGGCACAUCCCUUAAUAUAAUCACCAUUGGAUAAAUCUGGAUCCUGCUCUUCUCCUGUCAAGAGUAUAUCUAGGUAGAUUAGCUGUGGUUACACAAUAUACAUCCUCUGUAGAGUCCAGGACUUCCAACCCACUUGAACACAUAUAAGGGGGUCUAGAUGGGGGGAGGGGUCUGAUAAUCAGUAAACAGUAAAAAUUUUGGUAUUUUAACAGUAACAAUAAGUAACAUUUUGGUAUUUUAACGGUAAAUCUUUGAAAAGUGUUCUGCAACGUUAACCAGUAUUUUUAAUAAGUGUUUUCAUGACUGAUAGUACCCGAAAUUGAGUGAAUCAUGACUCACAAUUUACCCCAUCAACACCCUCAUAUAAUGGACUUAAAUUAUCACCCUGCACAGACACCAAUUUCCAUGCUGUAUCUCACGAUAUUGCCUUUUAUUUUCAUUGCAGUUAUGAAAAAGUUAGUGAAAAUGACAAUCAAAUUCAUGUCAAGUUUAACGACAAUGGUUUGAUCAUAACAAUGAAGCCAUUACGUUUGGACUUUCUUGUCGGUAAUCAAAUUGCUGUCUCAGUCAACUCCAAAGGAUUGAUGAAUUUUGAGCAUUACCAAGCCAAGAAAGCGUAAGUUGGACCAGACAUCUUGUGUUUGUUUUAUUUUCAGGUAACCGCGUACCUAACAGACUUUGUGCUUUCAAAUGUCAAUGUUGAUAUUUAACUUUUACAAUAUGAGAAGAUUGGGAAUCUUUAGCUAUUUUAUUAGGUUAGGCAGUCAACAUUGUUGCUUGCGGAUGUCACACAUUCAUAAUCGAGUUGAGCUCUGGGGUUGUCAGUUCUUGUUUAACCCAUUGAGUAAUAGCACUCUACCCUUGAUGAGUAAAAUCAUUUGGUGUUGGACACUCACUAGCCCUAUUCACAUUAGAGACGGACAAGUCGUCUAGACGAACAAAUCGUCUCUCAAAAAUCGUCUUUACAGACGGACAAGUAGUCGAACAAAUUCAGACGACUUGUUCGUCUAAAAUUUUGUCCGACACGUUUUCACAUCUGAUGAUUUGUCCGACUAAAAGACGAUUUUGAGACGAUUUGUUCGUCUAGACGACUUGUCCGUCUUCUAAUGUGAAAACGGCUACUGUCAGCGUAAAAUAAUGAAGUAGGGCACAUCAGCGUGUGUUGCCACUUAAUGGGUUAACAGGACAUAUUGGCAGAUAGCCUGAUUAACUCAUUGAGUGGCAGUACUCUCCCCUUGAUGAUGGGUAAAAUUUUCUGGCAUUAGACAGAGUAGAAUAAUAAAGUGGGAUGCAACCUGAUGUACUUAAAUGGUUAAACUUAAAGAUGCCACUUAAAGGGUUAAAGCCGGCAAUUAAUGCAACUUUAUCACUAUUUACAUAAUGUAAUCACUGUUUUGUGGUAUUAAUGUGAGGAAAAUGUAGUCAAAUCGUGGAAAUGUCUAAUUCAUUUCACUUGUAUUUCUUUAUUCAGAUCAGAGUCAUCAGACUCAUUGUUAGGGUCUCUGUUUAGUUACUUGUAAGUGUUAAAUGUCAAAUUUACACUUCAAUUAUCUGUUAGAUAACAACCCUCUGAAUUUUUGAAGAAGAAUCGCUACAUUCUCAGAUGUGAUUAUUACCACCCUUAGAGCUAAUUUGUACACUAUACCUAAUUCGUAAACCACCCCCCCCCCCUGGAUAUGACCCAAUGAUAUAGCCCUCGAAAACGAGGUCAGCAGUCGGCAAUGCCGACCUAUCAACCUCCCAGGUCGGCAAAUUUUUGCUGACCUUAAUUCAGCAAAAGUAAGAAUCUUUUUUGGUGGUGAUAGCUGUUAAAAAGUCAGCGAUUAUAGAAUUCGAUUCGUAGUUUGAUUAACUAAACACAAUUCGGUGUAAGCUUUAAAAAUUGACGGUAUUCUAUAUAUAAUUUAGGUAAGACUUCAAAAGAAAAGCCGUGUUACUGUAGUUCACGUUUCCGCGCAAAACGGCAUGCUUUAUAUUCCGAUUUCAAUGAUUCGUAAAUACGUGAUUACUAGUGCUCCAAGACAUGGAAACAGAUUUUUGAAAAAAUGCCGAAACGUGCCGACCUACAGUAGGUCAGAUUUAGGAUUUAGGCAUUUUUUUGCCGACCUCAAUUUUGACGGUUUUCGAGGGCUGAUGAUACAGUAUGGCCUUGGUUGUCAAGUUACUCUGCGCGAAUUUGGCCAUGGGAAACAGUUUUCCAAAUUUCCAAGUUUCCUUUGAAAAAGCCUUUUAUCUUUUGGAAAUUGCUGAAGUUUGAAAUCUGGAGACCUUGGCCUCUCUGUUGUACCUUCAGUUGGUCUCCUUGUCAUUUUGUGCCUUUGCCAAACAAGCUAAAAUGUUACGUUAUUCCAGACUGCUUGCUCACAGAAUGGAGAUCUGUUGUAGUGCAUAUACUGUAAUGAUAUACAUAUGACAUAUUUUUUUCGAGGUCUUCAGAAACCAACGUUUUUGACAUUUAUGUCAUCAAUGUGACAGAACUGUUGCUUGCUUAAAAAAGCGACUUUUUUGUUGGCAUCGCUUUUGCAGAUGUGAUAAGUGAUGGUGACAAAGGGAAAUGUUUAGACUGCGAGUGGUCCUUCCUUUCCGCGGGUUUAGAUUUUCUGACAUGCGAGGGACUGCAAGCGGUCUAGGAAAUGUUGUUUUGUGCGAACAAAUUUGCCUAUAGCGGAUAAUAUGCUAGUUUAAACUCUGUCCUCAAAAGGAGCUGGUGCGAAUUGUCUAGCAUGAAAUGUUGGUGUAGUCGCCACCAAACGCUCUUUUUCAUUCUCUUGUAGCAGUUCAGAAAAGAAAACUGAAGAUCCUGAACCAACUAUUGCUGAAGACGAAAACAGUGAAGAAGAGCCUAAAGAUGAGGUACGUUUAAGUUUGAACUUCGAUGUUUUGCGGAGCAAACAAGUUUCCCUUGACAAGUUUUAUUUGCUUGUACUUCCUUGCCAGGGAGCCUUGUUCCAAUGCCAGUGAUGCCAGGUUUUGGACAAGGAAAAUUUGUUUGUGUGUACGGCCGCCAAGGGAAUCUUGACAAGUAUACAGGAAAUACUGUACAAGAAAAACUUGUUGACCGCACACACGAGAAAAUGAACCUGUCACGAAAAACGUGCUUGUCCGUACCGGGCUUUAGUAGACAAUGAACAAGCUUUCGUUGGUAAGAAUGUAAUUACCUGAAAAUCUAUAAGGAGAACUUUGACGUAAGGCCCUUCAUAACUGACGAACAGACAAAGGGCCUUCGCUCGAAACGUCGAAAUUCUCCUUAUAUAUUUUCAGGUAGUUGGCACUACCUACACUGGCAUGACAGAUCAAGUUUAGUAGGCAAUACAUCCAAUAGAAUCGCAGGUUCAAUUCCCGCCAGGGCAUUUUUCGCAGCUGUUUCUGUUUAGGUCUAAUAGAAUGUUAAUAAAUUUCCACUCAAUAACUUCCAUUAACAACACCCUUCAACCAUUAAAUCGAGUGAGAUGCCAGCAAAAUCUUGAUAUUAAUACAUCUGAUAAACAACUUUAAAUUCACUGCAGGAAGAAAAGGCUGACGAAUAUUCCAAAGAAGAAGACGAAGAAGAACCAAAGCCAGCUGAAGACGAAUCCUGGGAGGAAUCAUUUCAUGAACAUAAAGAUUCUAGACCUAAAGGUAUUUUGCGUAAUGAACCAAGUAAUGAACCUGUGGAAUAGACCUUUCCCCUUGAUCACAGCUUGAAAGAGCAUCACAAAAUUAGUAAUAUUCCUAAGUUUCGUUGCGAAAUGUUGUAAAAUGCGGAUAAUAUAGCCUUGCGAAGUUUGCCGUUUUUCAGUCAUUUAGAUUACAAAUGGGAAAUUGAUAAUCAGAUGAUCAAACUGAUUAUCAAUUUCCCGUUUGUAAUGCAAAAUGACUGAAAAACGGCAAACUUCGCAAGGCUAUAUUAUCCGCAUUUUACAACAUUUCGCAACGAAACUUAGGGAUAUUACUAAUUUUGUGAUGCUCUUUCAAGUUGUGAUGAAAUUUUUGUCCAGACUUGUCUUGAUCAAAAUCUCACUUAAAAGGGGAAAGGUCUAUUCGAUUUUCCUGUAUCUCUAAAGCACUUCCAUCUUCCCCAAAGGUGAAGCCAAUGAUUGUUGUGCUGACUUCCUUUGUGUUUUGCUCAUGAAUUAUAAAUGAGUUUGAGAAAUUAUAUUACAGGACCUUCAUCUGUUGGUCUGGACAUCUCAUUUCUUGGUUUUGAUAAUGUUUAUGGUAUUCCCGAACACGCAGAGUCCCUGGCACUCAAAUCAACUAUGUAAGUUUGAAAAUACGAUUACCUUCAGUUUGGCAGUCAAAUGCUUGACCAAGUUAAUUAACCAGCUGAUAGUGCUAUAUAACCUUAGUUUAAUGAGUAUACGUUAUUUAGGGGCAAAGAACCGUAUCGUCUAUUCAAUCUGGAUGUAUUUGAGUAUGAUUUGAACAAUGGGAUGGCUUUAUAUGGCUCUAUACCGUAUAUGUUGGCACACAGGUAUACAGUAGAACGUGAACUAAUUAGCAAAUAUGCUGAAGAUCUCACUCCAGAUAUAUAUAGAGCUCGCUGGUUAGAACUACCUGAAGUGAAGACCUUUCAUCAGCUAGUACUAAGCCACAUUAUGGCUACCAACAUCCUUGGUCAAAAUGUCAAAGUUAAUUUAGUAAACACUUUGAAGUUUUGACCAAGGAUGUUAGUCUUUAGAAUCGUUUUCAGGUUGCUAGACACCGACCUCUGCAGUUUAUGGUAUAGAAAAGCAUCUAUACUGGACCCUAAUUAUUUUGUUGUGUCUGUAUAUUAUGUUAUAGUGUGAAUAAGACUGUCGGUGUCUUCUGGUUGAAUGCCGCUGAAACGUGGAUUGAUAUCAGUACUGAGGAUGCUAAGAAGGUACUAGGUUUUAGUUCAGUUUCAUUAAAGUGCGACUAAUCCCGAAUAUAACUUUUGGUAUGUGUAUAUAUUUGGGUCAUUCUAACAAGAAAUGUAAUAUAUCGUUAUAGGAAAAUAUCUCAUCUUGAUCAACUUUUUCACUGUCAAAGUUUCCGGAUAGGAUGUCAUUGGAUGAAUUGCAAAUUAGUUUUCCUUUGUUUUUUGCUCCAAAGGUUCAUCUAAUGACAUCAUAUCCGGAAACUUUGACAGUGAAAAAGUUGAUCAAGAUGAGGCUUUUUACUAUAAACUAGAUAUAUUACAUUUCUUCGUAGAAUGACUGGGUCAGUCGCACUUCAGCAGACUUGUAGCAGACUUCCCUCAAUGGUAAGGCUCAAAAUUUUUCUCAACUGAAACUUUUUCUAUUGUUUUAAUUUGUUGCAUAGAACGUGUUGGGUUCAUUAAUGUCGUACUUCAGCGCGGAGGACAAUUCUCAGCAGAUUGACACACAUUGGAUGUCAGAAAGUGGAAUUAUUGACGUGUUUGUGAUGUUAGGUCCAAAACCUCAUGAUGUAUUUCAACAAUAUGCCGCACUCACGGGACCCGCUACUCUACCCCCGGUAAUACAAAGUUGUAGUCUUAGCAUUAAUCAUACACAAGAAGGAGUCUUGCUUCAUGGCUGGUGCCUUGGGGAAAAUGCACUCCCUGCCGUCCCCCUCUCUCGGCAGUCCUGGUCAAGACUAAAAACCUUCACUCGCUUAUAACCUUCACUCGCUUAUCUUUAGAUGUUUGCCAUAGCCUAUCACCAGUGUCGUUGGAACUACAAUGACCAAGAUGAUGUUAUAACGUAAGAAGAAUAUUUUUACUGCGAAUACCAUAAGUUGGUUCAUUGUCUAACAAGAUACGAUUGUCUGGAAACUAAACAGAAGUCAUUGUGUGAUGUUUUUGUCUGAGUUUAUGUUAACUUGUGCACGGCCCAGUGAUUGAGCACAUUGUAUUUUGGUAUAAUUAAGUAACCGCCCAAUAGGGAUAGCCACUGUAAGAUAAACGUGCAAUCACGAUGAAUAAUAUUAAAUGAAGUUUUAUAGACAAAAGAUUUGUGCACGGUGAGGUAUAGUUCAACAUCAAACAAAGGUUUUCUAUUUUGUAGCUUUGAAGUUUGCCGGGCUUCCAGACCGUCAUCAGGGUUCGUAGCGGUCUUUGAAAUCCUUGAAAGUCUUUAAAUUUGAAUGCAGGUCUUUAAGGUCUUUGAAAAGUCUUUGAAGUGUGCGAAAAAGCGAAGAAAGUCUUUAAAAGUCUUUAAAUUCUUUAGUGAUUAUUUGAUUAUACGAUUUUCUAACUAAUAAAAUAGAUUGAUUGAAGCAAAAUUUGACAAAAAAGUGCAUUUUAGGAUGUGAUUUGACGGGACUAAUUACCUGGUAAAAAUGGUGCUUAUACAUCGCAUGAUCGCAAUUUUUCGACACCUGAUUGCUCACAAAGGUCUUUGAAAAGUCUUUGACAAUAAGCAGAAAAAAUCUUUGAAAGUCUUUGAAAUUUUUUGGUCUUGGAGACUACGAACCCUGGUCAUAUCUUAACAGACUAUGGCAGGCUUCGUGCAGCAGGUGAUUCAACCGGCAGCUAUCACAGUGAGAAAAUAGUAUCAAUUCCUUUCACUAUAUGGAAAAGUCGUGUAUUUGGUGACAAAUAAAUCUAAAAGAGAGAUGCAGUUCAAUUGUCUCGCGCCUAUAGAUAUUUCUGAUCUCUUAUUGAAACUCAACAUUAAAUGGUCAGCAAAUAGAAAUAUAUAGCAGAAUUCAUCCAUUGAAUUCUCAUUUCAGUGUUGAUGCAAACUUUGACAAACAUGAUAUUCCAUACGAUGUUUUGUGGCUGGACAUUGAACACACGAAUGGAAAACGGUGAGUACCAGAAGAUGUCCUGCUAGAACAUUCACAAGUGGGCAGCGUAGUAGAUAGUCUCACCUGGUUUAAAAAUUUAAAUCUCGUUCUUUCAACCAGAUACAUGACUUGGGAUUCUGCCAAAUUUCCAAAUCCUGAAGAAAUGCAAAACAAAUUGGCUGACAAAGGAAGAAGAGUAUGUACUGUACUAUCCAGAAUUUUUUAUUCCUGUAAGAUGAGACUUCGUCUCGGAGACUUUGUACUCGCCUUUAGAGACAGCCACUAGUAGGCUUGUAUGUUCGUCUCUUAGAAAUCUUGUUAGGAUGGAAAAUGAGUUAUUUUAUAUUUUUUCCUAGAUGGUCACCAUUGUGGACCCACAUAUUAAAAGGGACGAUGACUACCACAUUCACAGGGUAUGCUUCUUCUUGCUAAAUGUUGGACACAUAUAGCUGUCACUAUGGAGGGGUACACCAUCAUUUUAUUCCUGUAUCUUAAAGGGGCAGUGUCACGGUUCUACUGCGCAUCCAAAAUAUACGCGAACUUGAACUGUCUGCCAACAGUUAAUCAAGUUAGGAGUGAAAUACGAUAUACUAUUUAUAAUCUCUUCGUUAUGCAGGACAUCUUUGAUUUGUUUUAAAAAUUGAAGGCUGUUGCAUCUUUUCCAGUCAUCUAGCAUUAAUUUUAAACGUUUCUUUGCGCCGUUUAUUUUAGCCAAUCAGCGCCGUGACACUGCCCCUUUAAACAGGAAGAGUGAGUUUACCUACUACUGUGUACAGCAUGGUGUCUGGGGGUAUCUGUUAACUGGGAAAAAAACCCUGGUACCCUUUUAUGAGGAUCGUAAGUUAACACUGGUAAAAACGUUUUCCAAGAGUGUUUGGUUUGUCUUUCAACAGGAAGCCAGUUCAAAAGGUUACUACGUCAAAAAUAAAGAUGGCGCUGAUUAUAAUGGAUGGUGCUGGCCAGGUAAUGAACUGAAGACGUUGACAAUUAUGUACGAGAAUUAUGUACAUUAUGAAGACGUUAUGAAUUAGGUGAAAUUUGUUGAGUUAAAUAUCAUUUUUAUGUCCCAGGUGAAUCAUCUUGGAUAGAUUUCUUCAAUCCAGAAGUGAGAGAUUGGUGGGCCAGUAAAUUUGCUCUGGAUCAAUAUAAAGGUUCUACUCCAACCCUGAGUGUAUGGAAUGAUAUGAACGAGGUAUAUGUAAUCUGUUUACAUUCAAACAUCCGGAAAUCAUUGGUGGUCGCUUGACUCCCUUCAUCUCUCAUCAUAUACCCCAACACCAGUUUUGCAAUCCUGGCCACCAUCAUUGUAACAGUAACUUUCAUAACCAUCAUCAUAUUCGCCGUUAUAACCAUCAUCAUCGUAACCACCAUCAUAAUCACCAUUAUAAUAGCCAUCAUCAUAAUCACCAUUAUAAAGCAUAACCACCAUCAUAACCAUCGCAAUCACUAUUGUUAUAACCAUCAUAAUAAUCACCAUUAUAACCAUCAUAAUCACCAUUAUAGCCAUCAUCAUAAUCACCAUCAUAAUAAUCAUAAAAUCACCAUCAUAACUAAAUUGACUACCGUUAUUAUUAUCAUCAUAACCACCAUUACCAUCACGAUCUAUAACUAGUAACAUCAUCACAAAUGUAUUUAAUUUGGUGUGUCUGCAGUUACUGUCAACUACUUUCAACCAUCAUUAUUUUUUUACAACUGGCAGAUGUCUGUGUUCAAUGGUCCUGAGAUCACCAUGCAUAAAGAUGCCAUGCAUUAUGGUGGCUGGGAGAACCGCGAUGUUCAUAACCUUUACGGUUUUUACAAUCAAAUGUCAACAUACAAUGGCUUGAAACGAAGAUCUAGCGAUAAGGAGAGGCCGUUUGUUUUGUCGAGAGCUUUCUUUGCAGGCACACAGAGAUACGGUAGGUUGGUCGGUUGUUAUUCUCAUUAUAGCAAGGAUUUAAUUGUGGGAGGGUUUUGUAGAUGGAAAUUUUGAGUGUGGAUUUUUUAGAUAGCAGUUCAAAAUGGCAUCAUGUUAGUUCGUUAUUCCUUACCAGGUCUUACAACUGCGACACCAGACGGUACUUUGUUCGCAGCUUGUAAUUCUUCCCUAGUACAGUCAGGGAAACUGCGAAGCUUGUCAGUGCGGAAAUUGCUGUCAUUUUAGCAAUUUCCGCACACAGUAUUUAUAUAUUGUGUGCGGAAAUAGUAUCGAUGGUAGUAUAACUAAUUUAGUAUAUAACUGAUUAAUAGUAUAACUGAUUAAUAGUAUAACUGAUUAAUAGUAGUAUAACUGAUUUAUCGGCAAGUUGUUUUUGUAGUCAGGGAAAAUAUUCGAGUGGCUCGGAUUAAAAAGUAAUAGUUAUAGCAAAAAUUUUGAUAAAUUUACGAAAAUUACUAGAAAAUUCAAGAAAUUACGGUACUGUACGUUAUUGUGGGGGUUAGUGACCAACAAUUUUGGGAAAAGAAAUAUUAAGUAUACAAAAUUUGUGAACUUUGCAAGGCUAUGUUUUCCACAUUUUACAACAUUUCGCAACCAAACUUUGCAAUUUUACAAAUUUUAGUAUGCUCUUUCCGAGAAUAUACUUUUUUUGCUAUGAUAAAAAAUGAGUCUAUAAUGGGAAUUGUUUAUUCUAAUAGAAAACAGCCGCGGGAAUAUUAAAAAUACGGUCGGGGGAAACACGAAAUUUGGAUUGUGUUACUGGUGGUUGCCGCUGCUUCGAAAUUACAAUGGGGAGAAAGUAUCCGAUCUAAUAAAUACCGAGAGGUCGGAACCUGGGGCAGAUUUAGGUCGGCAUUGCUUUGCCGACCUCAGUUUUAACUUUUUUCAAGGGCUGUGUAUAAACAAACGUUAGUCAAAUUUGUCUGUUAAUAACUUACUUGAAGAAAACCCUGACCACUCUUCUGCAUGUUUCAUUUUCCUUCGCAGGAGCCAUAUGGACUGGCGAUAAUAUAGCUGAAUGGUCGCAUUUAAAAAUGUCUUUACCAAUGAUUUUAACGCUGGGAAUCACCGGACUGCAGUUCAGUGGAGGUGGGUAAUAGAGGGGUCUUUGUUUGUCCUCGUGCUUGUAUUAAUUGAGUUAACUACAAAAUAGUAGUUAAAAUUUUGUUAGUAGGGUUAGUCCCAGAACAUUUUAAAAAGGAAUUUUAGUUAUAGUUUGAAAUUUCUUUUCAGCCGAUGUUGGUGGAUUUUUCAACAAUCCAGAUGCCGAACUUCUUGUUCGAUGGUAUCAGGUAAUCUCACUUGCAUACAUUUGGUUAUAUUUGCUUCAUUUUAUGAUCAGCUACCGCGUGUUUAUAUCGCACUGCGACAGCCAAUGUAUUCAUGCAGAUAUACUGUACUGUAAAGGAAGGAGUCGGUGGACUAUCAGAAAACUGAUCGAGUAGCAACGGGAAAAAACAUGCGUUUGCUGAUGAGGUCUAUUUCAUUUACAUAAACAUUUCCGAAAUUAAACUUUUAUUUGAAAUAAGCACUCCAGGUUUUUGCACAACUGGUGGGGGGUUUCUAAUCGGCCGGCCAGGGUCAUGGUCCCCCAGAAAAUGUUAGUGUUUGCGAAACGCUAAUUCGUGCAUUUUAGACACAUUUUAUGAUCAUCUGAAAAGCCACAGAUGUGGUAUAUUUUAUGUCAUAGCUGAAAACAUUAGGAGGUCACGCCCCCCCCCCCCAGUUUCUCCUCAGUUUUGAAAGAAUUACCAAAUUGGUCGUGAAGAAAAGUAGGGGCCCGGACCCCCAUCCCCCCCCCCCGUGGCUACGCCUCUGACACCCUGCAUGUAUUUGUUUCUUUUCAGACUGGCGCCUAUCUUCCAUUCUUCCGCGCACAUGCUCACUUGGACACAAAACGCCGUGAACCGUGGUUAUUUGAAGAUAAAUACAAGAACUUGAUGCGUGAAGCAAUUCGACAUCGUUAUGCAUUGCUACCAUUCUGGUACACGUUGUUUCAUGAAGCGUCUAAAUCUGGCUCGCCUAUUGUUACGUAUGUGAAACUUUGAACUAAGUAUUAGUUUAUUUUGCUUGUUCAAGCUGUUAAGGCCUAGGACAAAUUCCUGGGUGCCGCAGGAUUAACAUGUACUCUGGCUGACAGGACCGUCGCUAUUGGGGGGAGGGGGGUGACACCCCCUGAAAACAUCUUGUCGGCAAAAUAACGGAUUUGUCGGCAAGUUGUUUUUGUAGUCAGCGAAAAUUUUCGAGUGGUUCGGCAAAAGUAAUAGUUAUAGCAGUUGUUUGAUUAAAUUAUGGUAUUAUAGUGAAAAAAUUUAAGAAAUUACGUACUGUACAUUAUUGUGGGUAGUGACCAGCAAUUUUGGGAAAAGAAAUAUUAAUUAGCGAUGAAAUGUUGUCGGCAAGUGCGAUACUACUCCCUGCUUUAGCCUCUUCGCUACGACCCUGCUGACUGAUGUAUGUUAUGUCCCUUCGAAGUAUACGGAUAUGACAAAUAGUUUCGUUAUAUUUAGACCUUGUGGGUAGAGUGUCCUGACGACAAGUCAACUUACUAUGGAAGAUCAAUAUCUGCUAGGCUGUUUUAGGAGGAGGAACUUCCACUCUUAAAGCCUUUGAAUGGUAAUGUAGCUGGAUUACUGCGGAACAAAGCUAGCUGUAACUAUAACUCCAAUACUACGAAUCAAUGGAAGGCUAUAAAUUAGACCGUAACUUUACUGGUAAUUUAAAGUGAAAAAGUUUAAAGAACUGAGAUAUGCAACAAAAAAUGGGUGGUAAUAUGGUGGCAACCUAAAUCCCCGCCUCGUUCAAAUGUUUUGCGAAUUGAUCAUCAUAAUGUUUUCUUUUCUCGCACAGGUCGUGAUCUGUUGGUAAAGCCAGUAACAACACAAGGGCAGGCUACACUCGAUGUCUAUCUUCCUGGCAAGGACGAGGUAUGACCGUAGUAUACAGUACAUGCGAUGGCUAAGAGAAAACGAACCCUAUUUCCUUAAUUGCCGAUGUUUUUUUAAACUUCUCAGUUGUGGUAUGAUCUGUCUGGGACGAAAUUCCAUCUUGGAGGUCAAACUAUACACGUGGCAACACCUCUUAACAUGGUAACCUUUUACUCUUCUUAAUGACAAAACAAUUUAUUCCGCGCAAGUAAAGUCCCGUGCAAGAGAGCAAGUUUUAGGGCCCAUUUCCACUCAAGAGAAUUUUCCACGGACAGAAAAUUUUUCGAAAAUAUGAUUGUUAAAAGUUGAAAAUUUUAAACUUUCAACUUCAACAUUUUUUUUCCGACGGAAAAUUUGUGUAGGCCAAUCACAUUUUACAAAUUUUUUUUUCCGCGGAAAUUUUCUUGAGUGGAAAUGGCCCUUUAUUUGCUGGUGUGUAGGAGCCUUGUUCCAAUGCUAGUCAUGAAUGCCACCUUUUGGAGAAAGAAAAUUUGUUCGUGUGUGUACGGCCGCCAAGGAAAACUUGACAAGUAACUUGUACAAGAAACACUUCUAUAUGGUUUUGGCAAACAAAAGGCGGCCUUGACGUGAGAUAAAUGUUUAACAACAUUCCGUGUACACACGAGAAAGUAAAUUUGUCAAGGAAAACUUGUUGACCGUACACACGAGAAGUUAAACUCGUCAAGGUGAAUUUGAAAGAUGUUAUUGCAUUUGGUUGAACUUGAAUGCUGGAUUUGGUGAAUAAUCCAAGUGAGCAUAUAUACAUAAUUUAAGACCUAACCAGGAACGGUUGCGAAAAAUACAACACUAGGUCCUCUGGCAGGAAUCAAACCUGCAGCCCUGCGAUUCCGGUGCAGCGCUUUAACCAACUGAGUUACAGUCGAGCUAUAACCGCAAGCCCAUGUGUAUAGAUUUUCGGGUGUGCGGGUCCUCUGGCAGGAAUCCUCUGGCAAGGAAACUUGGCAAGGAAAACGUGCUCGUCUGUACGGGACUAGAAUUCUCAUGUAGUGCAUUGAUGAUGUUAUGGAAACGUUUAUUAUUUCCGUCCAUAGAUUCCGGUGUUCCAACGAGGUGGAAGUAUUGUACCACGAAAAGAACGAAUUCGACGUUGUUCUUCUCUCAUGACUGAGGAUCCCUACACUCUUGUUGUGGCGCUUCAUAAAAAGGUAUUUGGAUGUGAACAGUAGUGAGUGAAUCUGUGAAUGCACCAUGGGAUAUUUUCUUGCAAGAAUUUUUUUAAGUCCGAAGCUUAAGUUCGAAGGUGUGGUAACUGUGCAGGAUUUUUUUUUUAUAGACUUCUGCAUAUUCCAUGAUUUUUUCAAAUUCCAUUCUUUGCAUGUUUUUUUGUGUGGUUUUUUUUUUGGGGGGGGGGGAUCUGCUCCUCCUUCCAAGAAUAUCUAUUGGUCCACCCUUACUUUAGGUUUCCUCUUGCAUCCAGAAACAUUGGACCAAUGGGUGGUCUCUGCUACACUUCUAGAUAAAUUGAUAAAACAGUUCAGAAUCCCAGCAGUGUAGUACAGUUUAGUUCAAAAGGGAAAUAUCUAAUUAGCAUGCAAGAGACAAGAAGUGACCAAUAUAUGAUCACUUGUUACUAUCAUUUUAGGGUGAAGCCGAAGGCAAGCUGUAUUUGGAUGAUGGAAUAAGUUUCGACUAUCAAAAAGGGAAAUAUGCAUAUCGAGAAAUUACAUUCAAACAAGGAAAACUGGAGUCGAAGUAAGAUGUUUUAAAUAUUUUUGUGUGUGUUGGUGUUAUGUACUCAGGUGAAGUGAAUAUGAUGUUUGUGAUCUUACUCUGAGUGUGCAUCCACACCGGACAAGUUGAAAAGUUUGCCUGACCACGGUAGAGCAUUGGACUAGUAUCCCAAAGGUCGCGGGUUCCAUUCCCACCGUGGUCAGGGAAACCUUUUAGCUUGCCCGGUGUGGAUACACAUUCAGAGUACCAUCACAAACAUCAUGUUUUAAAUCUACUUUUGGCGUCUUGAAUUUCAUGUAUAUGUUUUUAAAUUUUGACUUGGUUGUGUAUAAAUUCCAGGUGAGUUUGUACUUGUAUGAGUUGCAACUGUUCUAAUUUAGGCUUACAUGGAUUUUUAAGAUCAAGGAGGUUGUAUUGUUAUUUAGAUUGGGAGAGAAAUCUUGAUGAACAAAAUUGGGAAUAAACAAGUGCAGUUUCGAAAAACAAGAACGUUUUUUUCGCACGAAAGCUGUUUGUUAUUUUAUUGUCGUAAAUUUUCAGGACGCUUUCUGCUGUAUAUGGGCCAGUGCUGGGAAAUGUCCGGCAGCGACCAGGAAAUUUUAACAAAUAUCUUCGCAGAAAGUUUUCUUACACCUUGCAACAGAGAACACCUUGCAGGAAAUUUUUGUCAUCUUAUAUACUGGAAUGCCAUAAUAAUUUUCUUAUUGUUCAAAAAUUCCCAAAGCAUUUUGUUUUGUAAGUCGAGAUUGUGUUGUGGCGUGAUCGAAGUUUAUCACAUUGUGCGGCGCCAUACGUUCUCUGAAAUCUACAUAUGCACGAAGUUUUAUAUAUGGAAUUUUUAAUUUUGGAUUUUGCCGCCAGGAAAAGAAAUAUAUUUUCUAGGCCUGAUAUAGGCGUUCGACUGCACUGUUAUAAUACCCAUGAAAUUUUUUACCAGAUCUUUAGAUAGUUCAUCUCAUUAUGAAACAAAGUCGUGGCUCGAACGUAUUGUCAUAUUGGGAAUGAGUCAAAAUCCAUCACAGAUAGUUGUCACUGAUAAAGGUAAUUACAUCGUUCAUUUCAGGGAUGGAUUUACUGAGGGGUGCCUCCCCCCCCCCCCUAGCCCUGACCAGAGAGGGUGUUAUUUUUCAUGAUAAAGCUAAAAAAUGUUAGAGACAAAAUGAGGUACAGUAAUUUGAUUAAUAACAUGAUAUAUUUAUAUAACUAUAUUUUCCGUAUUUUACAACAUUUUGCAACCAAAUUUGGCAAUAGCUAUAAUCAUUCUUGUCUGGAUCAAUCGUUCAUUUCAGGGAUGGAUUUACUGAGGGCCCCCCCCCCCUAGCCCUGACCAGAGAGGGUGUUAUUUUUCAUGAUAAAGCUAAAAAAUGUAUGCCUAUUUAUAAAGCAAAAUAAAGAAAGGUGCACUUAACUCAACCUUAAUUCAGCGAAUCAACCGUGUAAAUACUGCUUGGUUUGCUGAACAACUUUUCAUAUUUAAAUCAUUUGUUCAGUCACGUAUUUUUUAAUUAAAGAAAUGUUAUGUUCCUUUGUAUGUUUGAAUGGUGACUGACAUAGCCGACAGUAAUUAUAUCUACUACAAAGGCUGGUUUACAAUAUAUAAAAGUUUCUGUGAUUGCAGUAGGAAUUGUGCAUGGGUAAAGUUUUGAACGAUUUGAGGGAACUGACUCCGUGUUUAAUACUGUAUGAAUCAGUUCUCUCAAACAUUUCUUACGAAUCCUUCAAAACGUAUAAUUACCUAUGCAAAAUUCCUACUCUGAUCACAGAAAUUUUGAUUCAAAAGCAUGAGGCAUGAGAUGCGUUUCUUGAAUAUCGAUAAACUACGGCUACAUUUUAUUUCUUCAGGCAAGUCGUUCCAAACUUUGCUCCAGAAAAGGCAAAACCUUUUUUUCAAAAAAACUAUGUAGUGGUUUUGGCAGAGUUGGAAUUAUAAGCUUGUGAUUAAGCCUUCCUUCUGCAAGAGUUUUCCAUUUCAAUAGACUCUUUGCAGUUAACUGAAAAUAGUUGACACCAAAAAGUGACUAGAGAGCAUGAAAAGCUAUGGGAUUUGUAAACAAAGAUCAAAGGAGUAAGACAGAGUAUAGCGUUUUUCUUGCUCUCCAGAUUUUGCAGAGUUUCAGAUUUGACUUCCACUACCGCUACCAUUAAGCGACCAUUAGCCAAUCAGAUGCGUUUGAUAUACCCGAUUAGCCAAUCUGGGGUCGGUUGUUCAAAAGCCGAUUAGCUUAAUCCUAGGUUAACUUAAAAUUCAAAGUACACUUCCUAACAGCUUGUUUAUAAAUUUGGAUAUAUUUCUUCACAAAUUAUGUCUGGUUCAAUAGAAGUUUUCUUUUCUGACAUUUUGAAAUAAAUGGACAUGCAGAAAUAUGCAAACUAAAACAGCGGGUUAAAUUUUAACCCUGGGUUAGCGCUAAUCGACCUUUGAACAACCGCCCCCAGAUGCGUGUGAUAUACCCGAUUAACCAAUCAGAUGCGUUUGAUACACCUGAUUAACCAAUCAGAUGCGCACUAAGCCAGUAAGAGAGGUAGCGGUAGUCAAAUAUGAACCUCCAUAUUGUUAUGCAAAGUGCUUUAUGCCAGUUGGAAAGGGCCAUUAGGUGAUGUGCAAGUUACGUCACCGUCGCCAUGUUGGAUGACAUUGGCAAUCACAAAGGAUUUUGCUUGUUUGCAAUGCAAAUUUCAUCCAACAUGGCGAAAAUAUCUUUGUCCUUUGAAUCCCAUGGGAAUGGUUGCGCAUCACCUAUUGGUUACAUACAUUCAGGUUUUUGACCACAAUCCAUAACUUCUAUUGUGUAGAUGGUAAAACACGAAAACUGGAUUACCAGCACGACGCCGGCGCCUAUCGACUGACAAUUAAGAAACCGGCCGUGAAUAUGGCAGAGGACUGGAGCAUAGUGUUGUACGCCUGA